AUGUCAACUGCAUUAGAUGUGUCCAAGUGGAAGCACCUACCCCCUCCUCCAGGGUUUGCAAACUCUGUGUCUUCCCAUUCUAAGACAUCUAGCAAAUCCGCUUCAGAGGCGCGCCCUGCGACGGCGUCAUACGAAGAACUGAAGGCUAAGCGGGCAUGGGACUUCGCAGUCGCGCCAGCCAAAUCUCUCCCCAUGCAAGCCUUCAUGCUGUAUAUGUCCGGAGGCGGCGUCCAGAUCUUCAGCAUGGGCAUCGUAUUCAUGCUUCUCUCGAGUCCGUUCAAGAACCUCGCGUCGAUCAACAGCGCGUUCGCACCAUUCGCACCUGCAUCUUCGUCACCAAAGGCCUUCAGCACUCUUUCAUUACAGAAGGUCGCAUAUAUCCUCUGCAAUCUCCUAACCCUCGCACUGGGCCUCUGGAAAUGCCGUUCUAUGGGACUGCUACCUACGGGUACGGGAGACUGGCUGGCCUUCGAGACUCGAGGACAGCCUCCAGAGAUAUUGUUGGUCUGA
Molecule: messenger RNA, 510 nt
Organism: Trametes versicolor FP-101664 SS1
Lineage: Eukaryota; Fungi; Basidiomycota; Agaricomycetes; Polyporales; Polyporaceae
Product: DUF1077-domain-containing protein
Exons: 5
Coding region: 1-510 (169 amino acids)
Biological process (GO): protein folding in endoplasmic reticulum
Cellular component (GO): EMC complex
Source: RefSeq, a predicted model, not a curated record